CGGGAGACAUGAUCCGGUUUCUGUCAAUGAAGCAGUUGCUGCUGAAAACACGAGAGAGAAGGAAGAGGAGGGACGGUGGUGGAUGUUCAGCUCACGAACGACCAAGUGAACCAACAAAAGCCCACAUGCAACCGGCUGGAAGUCGAUCUAUUUCCUGGAAGAAAAGCAUGCCGUUGCCUUGACGACCUCUGAGGGGUGUGGCUGAAAGAGGUCCAGUUUUUGCCAGGAGAUGGCUGGUUGUUCACAGGUGGCUUUGCAUCUGGGAAGGAUGUGUUCACAGGGUCAAACGCUGCUUCUGGUGCUUCUGCUGGGAUCAAGCUGCUUGUCUCACAGUUCCCUUGUGAAGGUCAACAGAGGUUUGAAGGUGAAACAGGGCCAGUCGGCCUACCUUCAGGAGGGUGACCUGCAGUUUCACGUUCCCAUUCAGAAGGACACAUGCAAGUUGGAAGUGGUGUUGAAUGAGCCCAUAACUCAACGUGUGGGAAAACUCGUUCCACAGGUGUUUGAUUGCAUUUAUCUAGCUGGUGAGGUCAAAUACGUCCACAACGGCUGUCCAUUGUUAAAAGAGGACAUGGUCAAACUUCGUCUAUACAGGUUUACAGACACGGAGACAUUCAUAGAGGAGUUGACUCUCCACGUAGACAUCGUGGAGCCAGAAUGUGGUAUAAUUAGGCUGGGGCCCAAAUCACUCAGGGUGUCGGAGUUCUAUGGUCUCUCUGAUGCUGUUGAUGGUAAUGUGGUGUCGUUCCACUAUGAGAAGAGAUCUAGUCUGGACUGUACCAUCCAACUCAGCCACCAUGACACCCACCUGCCAGCCCAUGGCAAGCUUGUCACAGGAGAACCAGACAAAGCUACAAAGAGAGGGGAUGAGCCAGAAAGCUUCAUUUACCUGCGUCAGAAGCUAGACAACAAAGCCCGCGCAAUGUGUAAAUCUGAAGACUGUCUGAUGGGUCUGAAGCUGGUGAAGUUUACCAAAGUUGCCUGUGACGACUUCCUGUUGAUGGGACUAAAGUAUCAGCACACAGACCCUCCAUCUCCUGAUGUAGACUACAUAGCAAUCAGACUGGACCUGAAGGACACCAGGAGUGGCAGCAUAUAUCAGUCUGAGCAUGCCUGGAUCCCAGUGUGGAUAGGUGAUGCCAUGCCCAACCAACCUCCCAAGCCAUCCCUGAUGUCCAUGUUUAUUCUGGAGGUAGACCAGUUUAUUCUCACUCCACUGUCCACUGCUACACUAGAUGCUGAAGAUGAGGAAACCCCAAAGCAGCUCCUGGUUUUUAACAUAACCAAACCUCCUGAAGAAGGCUUCAUCACCCAUCUUUCUGAUCACACUCGUCCAAUUUCCUCCUUCACGUGGCUCGAUCUGAAUGACAUGCUGAUAGGAUACCAGCCUCCAAAUUCCUCACAUGUUCAGCGCAGGAAUUAUGAGGUGGAAUUUGAGGUUCAUGAUUUUUUCUUUGAGAAGAGCCCAUCAGUGACUAUUCACACUUCUGUAAGGAUUGCAGACACAAAUGCACCAAGGGUCUCCUGGAACAUGGGUCUGAGCCUCCUGGAAGGUCAGUCUCGUCCAAUAACGUGGGACCAGUUGCAGAUUGUGGACAACGACAACAUAAACUCUGUUCGAAUCAUCACUGUGGAUGGGCUUCACCAUGGGCAGCUUACUGUGGGAGGUGGAAAAGGAUUAAUGUUCUCUGUGAUUGAGAUUAAAGCUGGAAAAGUCUGCUAUCACCAUGACGAUAGUGACUCCACCAAGGACUUCAUCAUCUUCCGCAUUUCCGAUGGUCAUCAUCAGACCCGUCAUAAGUUCCCCAUCAAGAUCCUCCCCAAAGAUGACAGUCCUCCUUUUCUUACAACUAACAUUCUGUUGGAGGUCUUAGAGGGCCAGACAGCUUUGCUGAGUGGCUCCACCCUCCAGGCUUCAGACAUGGACUCGAGUGAUGACUACAUCCUCUUUAACAUCACCCGUCUCCCGCAGGCAGGGGAGGUUAUGAAAAUCCCAGGACCAGGGCUGACAGGGUAUCCAGUGAGCCAUUUUCUACAGAAGGACCUUUGUCAAUCCAUAGUUUACUAUAGACACACCGGGAAUGAGGUGUUUGACGAUUCCUUUGAGGUGGUGCUGUCAGAUUUUCAUGACCCUCCCAACCUUUCUGAGCCUCAGGUGGUAGUAGUGCACAUAGAGCCAGUUCCAGAUAAACCACCAAAAGAGGUUGCUGGUUCCAGCCGAUGUCUUGUGAUCAAGGAAACGGAAGUGGCUCACAUUACCCUACAGCACCUCCACUUUGUGGACGAGGAGUCUCCUAACAGUGAGCUUACCUACACAGUUACAACUCCACCUUUUCACAUUGGUCCUCACAGUAUUCCAGAUGCAGGGAGGUUAUUUCUUGUUGACAGCCUACCCAGGUUUACCAAGAACUCCCACGCACCAGUGUUACGACUCUUUACACAACAUGCAGUGAACUUUAUGAAAGUAGCCUACAUGCCUCCAGUCAUGGACAUUGGACCUUACCCUCAGUACAUCCAGUUUAUUCUAUCUGUGACCAAUCAUAUGGGUUUGACGGUCCCUGGGAUCUGCUUUAAUAUCACUGUGGUGCCAGUGGACAACCAGCCUCCACAGGUCAUCACCAACCCUCUGACAGUCGAUGAGGGAGGGGAGUGUUUGCUGGGCCCAGAACACUUACAGUUGUCAGAUGUGGAUUCUGUGCAGGAAUCCCUGCAGGUGGAGCUUCUAAAGGAACCAACACAUGGCGCUCUUUCCCUUGAUCAUCGCCCACUUACACCUGGCCAGACUUUCUCCUUGCAAGAACUUAAAAACCUUGAAGUCAGGUACAAACAUGACAACUCAGAAUCAACAGAAGACCUGAUUGAGUUGAAUGCAACUGAUGGCACCAAUUCAGUCCGCUUUACUCUGAUAGUAAAGGUCACACCUAUUAACGACGAGGUCCCAGUGCUGAUUGCUGGUUUGAAACCAGUUCUCAUGUGUGCAGAGGGACAAGAAGUAUUCAUCACAGCUGAGUACAUCUAUGCCACUGAUGCUGACAGUGAUAACAGCAGCCUGGUGUUCCUGAUUGCCCGCCAGCCCCAUCAUGGAGUAGUAUUGCGAAGUGGAGUUUUGGUUGAUCACUUCAUCCAGGCAGACAUUACUGCUGGUACCAUCUCCUACAGACACACAGGACUGGAAAUCGGCCUUACUUCACAACAAGACACCAUCACCUUUGUGAUUUCUGAUGGAGAUACAGAAAUCCCUGCUUCAUGUUGCCAUGGAGGAAAUUCCAGAAGCAGAGGCACAAUUCAGCUUCAGGGCAGUCUGCCUGUGUAUGACCUCCACAUCACAGUGUUUCCUGUUGACAGUCAAACUCCUUCAUUAGCAACAGGUGACAUGUUUGUAGUGGACGAAGGUGGGCGUGCCCCGAUAACGUCAUCUCAUCUGAAUGCCUCUGACAUGGACACAGCCUUGGACGAGCUUGUUGUCACUCUGGUUUCUGCACCCCAGUUUGGCUACGUGGAAAACGUCCUCCCGAGCCCUGGCUUUGAGAAAAGCAACACAGGCGUUAGCAUAGCUUCUUUUUCGUACAAAGACGUUGUCGAGGGUCAUAUUAACUACGUACAGUCCAGACACCAGAGGGAGGAGCCCACGGCAGACCACCUCAUGCUCUGUGUAUCAGAUGGAAAGCACAGCUCUGCCCACGUGCCUUUCUACAUCAUAAUUAACCCGACAAAUGAUGAAGCACCAGAAUUUGUGACUCAAAACAUCACAGUGCAAGAAGGAGAAGCGAAACAGCUGGACUCAUCUGUGUUGCACGCUGUGGACCUGGACAUCCCAAAGAAUGUCCUGCUCUUCACUGUGGUCAGACCGCCUCAGCAUGGAAGCAUAACUCACCACAAGGUUGACAAACCAAUCAGCAGUCUGCUGUCCUCUGUGCAUGACUUUACCAUGGCAGACAUCGACAACGGUGUGGAUCUUGUGUAUUUGCAUGAUGACUCUGAAAACAUGAAGGAUAGUUUUAUCAUCCAGCUGACUGAUGGGCAGCACCAGCUCCAGAGGCAGGUGAUGGUUGAAGUGCAACCGGUAAACGACGAGGAGCCUCGUGUCGUCAGGAACAACGGACUGGAGGUUGAGCCGGGAGAGGCCAGGAUCAUAUCCAGUGUUUCGCUGUUGGCUGAGGACAGAGACACCUCCCCAUCAGAACUCAUCUUUAUAUUUGAGAGCCUUCCAACCAAAGGGCUGCUGCAGAUCAAGGAAGGUCAGAUGUGGGUGCCUCUGACAACUGGGAGGAACUGUAGUCAGGAAUCGGUGAAUAUGAACCUUUUGCGCUACGUCCACACGGACCUCCACACUUCUGAAACACAGGACUUCUUUGUUUUCCACUUGCUGGACGGAAAGAAUUGGUCUCCUCCACAGCACUUCCAGAUCUUAGUCAAAGAACUGGAAAAAGGAAACAUUGCCAUCUUCAUGCAGCCUGCAAACGUCAGCCGUGGCGAUCGAGUUGUUCUCACUACAGACGUUCUGCUAGCCACCGAUGGCACAGACAAACCAGAGAAGCUGCAGUACCUCAUCACCAACCCACCUGCUCAUGGACACAUGGAGUACGUAGCCCAUCCUGGAGUGGUCAUCUCCACCUUCAGCCAGAUGGACAUAGUAGCCAACCUUGUUGCCUACGUUCAUGACAACCGAGCCAGCAAGACAACGGAGACUUUUCAGUUUGUUGUUAGUAAUGGUAAAACUAGUCGGAAAGGAAGCUUUGACGUUCGAGUAGAAAUGGUGGAUCGUGUCCUUCCAACUCUGACCUCCUACAAAGACCUCACAGUCCCACAAGGAUCUUCUCUGAUCCUCGGUCCUGAUAGUCUGUCCUUGUCUGACCCUGACACCCCACCUGGUGCCCUGACCUUUGUCCUCCACUUGCCUCCUCACUAUGGUAAUCUACUUUUAUCUGGUUCAACACUGACCGCUGGGUCAAACUUCACCCAGAGAGACAUAAAGGAGCUGGAAUUGAUUUAUGAACACAAUGGGGGGCCCUCACAGAUCGACCGGUUUGCCUUCACUGCUUCUGACAGCACAAAUCGAGGAUUCCUGCUGGACGGACGACUACAAACAGAACCUGUGAUCUUCACUAUUCAGAUCAAGCCUUUGGACACAUCACCUCCCAAUGUGGAGAAGCUGCUCCCACUUUGGAAAGUGGAGCUUUUGGCCGACGGCCGAUACGGGAUCUUCUUGUCAUCUCGGGAGCUGAAGGCUGAAGAUCCCGACAGCAAAGAUGAGGAUCUAUUAUUUUUCAUUAUCCGCGGCCCUUAUUUUGGCUACCUUGAAAACACCAUGACAGGUAGUUUUGUGUCACAGCAUUUUUCUCAGAUGGAGCUUAAUAAACGAGCUAUAGUUUAUAUUAUCAACCCGGACGGGGAUUCCCUCUCAGACAGCCUGCAGUUCACAGUGUCUGACUCUUUGGGCAAUCGGGGGGCUCCUCAUUUACUUGAAUUCAAGUGGUGCAGUGUCGAGUUUUCCAAGCCUGAGUUCUCUGCCUGUGAAGAGCAGGGAUCUAUCUCACUGGAGGUCGUUCGAAGAGGGAACCUGGCAGAGUCGUCGUAUGUCAGCAUCAAGGUGGAAGACGGGACAGCAACAGCUGGGAAGGAUUUUCUCAUGAAACCAUCCUCUCUUCUUCAAUUCGAUCCAGGUGUGACAAAGCAGAGGUGGCUGGUAGAACUCAUUCAGGACCACGUGGAGGAAGCUGAUGAAAGGUUCGAGGCACUGCUCGUGUCUCCACAAGCUGCAGUAACUGGAAGCAUCCAUAAGGCUGAACUCCUCAUCAGAGACUCAGGAAGAGAGAAGUGUGGCGUAAACCACAACCACCAGGCUCCUCUGCUUGGAGGGAAGGAGGUACCGUCAGACAUGUAUCCCGAGCAUGGAUCCAUCCAGCUGGAGAAACUUCCCCUCGGCACAGACUCUGUUACAUGGACACGUGGAGACAGCGCCUCGAAACCCGACGGAAGCUUCCCUAAGAAGAAACUAAAAGUUGUGGGCAAUCCCAAAUCUAUUUCUCCUUCAUCAGUGUUUCACAAUGGAACAGACACCGUUUACACUUAUCACGGGAUCAUGCAGCUACAAGUGGAGGACGACACCUCCCAAUCCAGGAGGAACGGAAAGGCAAACAUCCAGGUGGUCAGCAGGGGGUCACAGCGCCGGGGCCAGCACAGCCUGGACGUUACUAUGGAGACCAGACAUGACCCUCCGGGACGUUUUCUGAGACCAACAAAAGAAAUACCUACAGAGCAUGUAACAGCUGACAGCUCUGUUCCUGAUCCCUGUGUACCAGAGCAAAUGGGACUGUUGCAGGUCCACCAACUCACCCGUCAAAUGUUUUACUGCAAUGGUGUGUCGUGGAAACCCUGGGCGCCAACAGACCAGAUGGUGAAAUCUAACACGUGUCCUCGUGGGUGGACCUUUCAUGGUGGACAUUGCUAUAUCCUCGGUACUGAGCACAGGGUCACAUGGAGCGCAGCUAACCGGGCCUGCAGGGAAAGAUACAAGGGAACUCUUGUGAGCGUGACCUCCAGUGAAGACAUGGACUGGCUGUGGGACUUCAGUGGUCGGAGGCCCUUCUGGAUAGGUCUGAAUGACAGGGAAGGUCGAGGGCGGUGGGAGUGGGCCGGCAGAGAGCCGGUUGACUUCACCAACUGGACAAAGACACCCCCCCUGUCCAGAAGAAAAGGAGGCAAAAAGUGUGUCUUGGUGUGGAGGAGAGCUAAGUGGCAAAUCAGAGACUGCAAGAGUAGCAGAAGUCAUCACUUUGUGUGUUCGGUGAAAACUUGAGGAGGCAGGAGGAGCAGCAGGAGAAGAAGGAAGAGCACCAAGGGGAGGAGCAGGGGGAGGCGUGGGAGGAGCUUCAAGCUCCAGUGGAUGUUUGGAGAGUUGUUGUGGAAGUGACUGAUGCUCAGACACGUUGUUAUUAUUAUUAUGUUGUUGUUUUUAUUGUUUAACCCCGGAGGACUCUUACCUUCUGUACGUACCUGUUUCUGAUACGGCAUCUCCUUGAGUUCUACAGCCCCCCGAUGGUCAACGUGCUUUACACACACACACACACACACACACACACACACACACACACACACACACACACACUGGCCCUACACAGGCACCACCGGUCCCUCCAACAACCACCAGUGGGCAAACAGGGUAAAGUGUCUUGCCCAAGGGCACAACAACUGCAACAGACUGAGCAAGGUGUGAACCUGCAAUCCUAUGAUGGGUUAUGGGGCGGGCGCUUAAUGCCAGUGUUGCUCCUAAUGACAAUGACGUUACAGUAUUGUGUUUUUGCUCUUACUUUGUUGUUACUUUAGGUUUUUCAUUAGUCUCCACUUUCCAGACUUUGGAAAAUACUAUUUUAUUCUGAUUUUCCAUAUUGAAUCAUUUUAUUGAGUCCUAUGCUGUAUGGAGCCUAUGUCUAAACCAGUGUUUCCCAACCUGGGGUCCAGGACUAGAGGUGGGGAAAAUGGUCGAUUCUAAGAUGCAUCACGAUUCAGCCAUGCAUGAUUCUGCAUCGAUGCAGCAACGUGACAUAAUGAGAUUUUCUCCCUAUGUCUAUGUCUGUGUUCUGGACGUGCGAGGACAAUAAAGUUUUGAGGUUUUACAACUACUUCCGGGGGCAGAGUUGCAAUGACAUGCGCACUACGUUGUCCUAGCAGCAAUUUAAAACAGAAAAGGCGGACAGGGAUACAGGGCCAACAUUACCAGUCAUCAAAGAUGUACCCGUUACAUUUAAAUCUGAUGUCUGGGCUAAUUUCUGUUUUGGGAUCCUGGAUGUGAAAGAAUCACUUAACACAGUAUUUGCUUCCUAUUUUUAAGUUCAGUAGUAUCUUAAAGCUGCUCUACUGAAAACAUUAUUUCUUAUAUUAUUUAAGUAAUUAUAGGCAGCACACUUUAAAAAUUGUUGCUCACUAAAGUGAAUAGAUGUAUGUUCUGUUUUUCAGGGAUAUCGAAAUAAAAAAGAAAUUGAAAACCA
Nothobranchius furzeri (turquoise killifish) is the source of this 7988-nucleotide messenger RNA. It is a transcript of the gene frem1a, whose product is annotated as Fras1 related extracellular matrix 1a. Gene Ontology annotation, cellular component: membrane. Gene Ontology annotation, biological process: cell communication; anatomical structure morphogenesis. NCBI's taxonomy places the organism in Eukaryota, Metazoa, Chordata, Actinopteri, Cyprinodontiformes, Nothobranchiidae. The record is from RefSeq and is a predicted model, not a curated record.